Nilaparvata lugens (brown planthopper) is the source of this 3493-nucleotide messenger RNA. RefSeq names its product E3 ubiquitin-protein ligase RNF113A (gene mdlc). Gene Ontology annotation, biological process: snoRNA splicing. The coding region runs from base 348 to 1352 and encodes 334 amino acids. The transcript has 7 exons. NCBI's taxonomy places the organism in Eukaryota, Metazoa, Arthropoda, Insecta, Hemiptera, Delphacidae. Gene Ontology annotation, cellular component: U2-type spliceosomal complex. The record is from RefSeq and is a predicted model, not a curated record. Gene Ontology annotation, molecular function: metal ion binding.
AACUUAACCUAAAAAAUGAUGAAACCUACAAGGUAUGAAAUGAAAGGUAAAAAGUAGGUUACUAUACUAUAGGGUUAGGUUUUGCUUUAAAAUUGCAAUAUGCUGGUAAUAUUUGGAAAAUAUCAUAAUUGUUCAGUAGAAAGCUCACAUCUAUUGUUUGGCUGAAAAUGUAUGAUUUUCGUUUUUUAAGGAUGUGAUAUUUUACCUAACAACGGUAACACUCGAACACUGGAAGUUUUUCAACAUGGCUACAUUGUCUUUGUCUACCGCUGGGUGCAUCUAUUAGGAUAAUAGAAAUUAGUGAAAAAUCUCCAUCUUUUAUAAUAUUUUAUUCAAAUUCUAUAGUUAUGAGUGGUGAAUCUCAGAAAAUGGAUUGCACUGACACCAUCGUGAACAAACCUGAUAUUCUCUUCAAAAAGAGGAAAUGCCAUCAAGUCAAUAGAAAAAGGAGACGCUCCAAUGAUGAAAGUAGUAGUGAUGAUGAGACAGUUGUUGUUGAGAGGAAGUUGAAAGAGUUGAAGAACAAUCCUCUCAUUCAAAAAACUGUGAAGAGAGGCAUGAAGAAAAUAGUUGAUGCGUCAGGGGAUGGAGAUGGAGAUGGUGAUGACGAGGAUGAUGAUGAUAACGACAAAGUGACCGUCUCUUAUAAAUCAAAGAAGAACGUGCAGCCUGAGGGGCCUAGCGAUCAAGGUGCUACUGCCAUUUUGGAAAUAGAAACCGAAGUUGACCGAGAUGCCCAAGCUAUAUUUGAAAAUUCUCUCAAAAUCAACAAGGAGCUAAAAGGUAAAGCUGACGAUAAGAUCUACCGUGGUAUGGCAAACUACACGCAGUUCUAUGAAAAGAGAGAUACAGCUCAAGGAAACGCUUCCAGUGGCAUGGUGCGCAAAGGUCCCAUCAGAGCCCCAGCAAAUUUGAGAGCCACAGUGAGAUGGGAUUAUCAACAAGACAUCUGCAAAGAUUAUAAAGAAACUGGAUUCUGUGGAUUUGGCGACAGCUGUAAAUUCCUACACGAUCGAUCAGAUUAUAAAUCCGGAUGGCAGCUUGAAAGGGAAAUGGCAGAGGGUACCUACGCUGGAGAAGAUUCGGAUGAUCAGAAAUAUGAAAUAGACUCAGAUGAUUCCAAACUUCCUUUCAAGUGUUUCAUCUGCAGAGGAUCUUUUGUUAACCCCGUAGUUACCAAGUGUGAACAUUACUUUUGUGAAAAGUGUGCUCUCAGCAAUUUCAAAAAAACUAGUCGUUGCUACAGCUGCAAUGCACAAACGCAUGGCAUCUUCAACUCUGCUAAGGAACUUAUAGGAAAACUAUCUGGUAACAAAGCUUUUAAAGACGAUGGUUCUGAUUCAUCAUCUUAGUAGGCUAUCUUCAUAUCUUUUUGUAACUAGAAAUCAAUCAUUUCUUUGAAUCACAUCACAGCAAAUACGGUAGAAUAAAAUUAUUACUCAUCUCGAGAAUUAAUUAUAGCUGAAGCUCUCGCACGCAACUUUGGCUCACAUAUUCAAGAUCUGUUUCAGAACAUUGCCUAUGCUGUUUCUGGAAUGAUUUUAUAUUUCAAUUUUCAAUUAUUUUGGAAGAUAAUUAUGUUAGUUGUGGCUACUACUUGGAAGCACCUUUUUUUGUUCAAAUCAUUAUGACUCUUGUAAAACCAUCUGUUUUUUAUUGAUAAAUUAAUUUUAUUAUCAAAAUAAUAUUAGACAAUACCUAGACAAAUAGAAUGAGUAUUAUUGAUCUUCAAUGGAUUAUACUAUUCAUUAACAUUUGUUUGUCAGCUCAACCGCACAACAGAAGUUGAUAUUGAUAGAAGUUGAUCAACAGAUAGUUCAUAUUUAUUUAUUGAAUAAAGCAAGUAAUAAAAUAGUCGGAAAAACAGGCUAUUCCCCAAAACUUGUUCUAUUUCUGUUCUAAACUGAGAGUUUCACUUUGCAUAACUAGUUGGUAUUUCCAAUGAUUGUGUUGUUGUUGUUGCUUUUAUUAUUAUAUAUCGAUCCUCGGAGAACUUUGAACAAAUUAGGAAAACCAUUAAAAUGAUUCAAAUAUUGUGUUAUUAUGUACUAUCAAUGUAAUAUUUGAUUUUGGUUAUUCAUUGAAUGUUGGCAGAAGUUAUUUGAACGAAGCCCCAUAUCAAUUGAAGUUAAUAAUAUUCUAUUGUAAUUUAUAACGCUAAUCCAUGAAAAUUGGAUCCUAGUUCAGUUAUAACACCACAACUUCUUUGCUAUUAGACCUCACAACUAAUAAUUCCAAUAUAGGCCUAUUUAAGUCAUAUUAUUUACUUUAUCACACAAUGAGCAGUUCUUCUUUUACUACUAUACUAUUUCUGGAUGUAUUUUUGUAGUUCGAAAUUGGUAUGUCAUAUUUUGAUAGAUGUCAGUCACAUCUUUCAUUAAAAAAUUUAAAUUCUUUCAAUGAAUUCAGCUCUUUCGACUUACUCUUAUCUUACUUUGAAGUUCUAUCUUUAUUGAUGCCUCUUCUGAUAUCAGUUGCAAAUUGAUUGAUAUCACCUUAUUCCAUAUACGGUAAUUUUAUAUAUAUAUAUAUAUAUAUAUAUAUAUAUAUAUAUAUAUAUAUAUAUAUAUAUAUGAGGGAAGAAAAUAUUUUUUUAUUGUACAAUUUUGUUAAAUUGGACUUGUUUAAAGUAUUAUCAUUUCUUCGAUUAUAAGAUUAUUUUUUAUGAAAUAAGGUUAUGUCAACAUUAGCUUAUUUAUAUCAUCUAAUUCCAUCUAUAAAAGCAGGAUAUUUGUUUCUAUUUCACAAUUUUUCACUUGAAACAAGUACAGUAUUAUUAUCUCUUCAAUUGAAAAAUGAUUUUCUAUGAAGUCAGGUAAUGUCAACAUUAGUUAACCUCUAUGGUGAAAUCUGUUGGAAAUGAUUAUGGUAUUAUUUCAUGCUUUCCAAUUCCAAGAAUUGGAAUCUGUAAAUUGGAUGUUAGUUUUGUUGAAUACUACUUGUUUAAAGUAUUUAUAUUUCUUUGAAUAAUCAGUUGAUGUCUGUAUAUUAAAUAAUCCCAUGUACUUUCUUCUAUCUAUAACUAAAAGGCUUUUUAUUAUCAAUCGAUAGGAGUAUAUACAGAAUAAAUAAUUGGUUUUAUGUUUUCCAUAUUUUUUAACAAAUUAUAUCAGUUUAAUAAUAACACUGAGGGUGAUGCCCACAUAAGCUCUUAGGCUUGUGCGUGGGUAAUGAGUGAGAGGGAUGAUCAUGAGAGAGAUGACGACUACUUUUUAGGUAGUCGGGACCGUCAGCUUAUCGUUUCCUCCGAAAGACGGGAAUUACAACAGUUUAUUAAAGCAUAGUUCAUUUUUCCCCACAACAACUUUUAUUUACUAUCUGCUUAUUGAACAUCCGUUGGAAAAUAAUUUGUUCUUGAUCUUACUAUUUUGUAAAAAUUCUACUCUAUUAAAGUAUAAAAAACCCUCCAUUCACUUGUUAUUGAUAACACAAACAUAAAGUUCCAUUCAUUACCGUUCGAUUGAAUCAAUAAAUUGAUUCCAUGUGGAAUAAU